Molecule: messenger RNA, 730 nt
Organism: Gopherus flavomarginatus (Mexican gopher tortoise)
Lineage: Eukaryota; Metazoa; Chordata; Testudines; Testudinidae
Gene: SMIM8
Product: small integral membrane protein 8
Exons: 3
Coding region: 356-649 (97 amino acids)
Source: RefSeq, a predicted model, not a curated record
ACAAGUAGCGCACCAGGAGCAGGACCAGCUGCUCGCUCCCUGCACAGAGCUGACACAGCAGCGGGAGGAAGAGACGUGUGCGCCAGGCCAACUGCCCCGUGAGACGCUGGAGUCUAAACAGGGAGGACGGGGACCACAGCAGAACAGGGCAGCAAAGGAGCAGGGAGCAGCCUGCGCGGGCGUGUCCCAGCAGCGCCUCCGGCACGCAGCGCCCGCCGAUCGCGCCCGGGGCGGGCUCGUGCCAUGGAGGCGGCUGGGAGACACGUGACGUGACUGCGGGCGGAGCAGGGUACGGGCCGCGCGAUCAGGGCCCUGUCUCGGGCGGCGCCGAGGUAACAAUUCAUCAUUAAUCAAGAUGUCCUCAGCACCUGAGCCCGCAAACAUUAAAAAAGAAGCACCCAAAGAGAAAGACAGUCGAAUUCCAGGACUCAGGGGUGUCCGUACAACCACCCUGUUCCGAGCUGUGAAUCCAGAGCUUUUCAUUAAACCUAACAAACCUGUUAUGGCUUUUGGACUCAUAACAAUUACCCUGUGUGUGGCCUACAUUGGUUAUUUACAUGCAACACAAGAGAAUAAAAAGGACCUCUAUGAAGCUGUUGACAGUGAAGGAGCCAGGUAUAUGAGGAGGAAGACUUCCAAGUGGGAUUAAAGAAGCUGCUUAAUAACAGAGAAGGGAAGAGGAGUAAUUGGCAAUGUAGGCACCUGAAUUGUUAAUGUUAAAUUAGGUGUC